CCCCUCUUCCUUCCCUGCUUGUGAUGUGGUGCCUGGAGGAAGGGAGGAGCUGCCUGAGGUGAAGGAGUGAGGAGAGGAGUGGUUUCUGAGGAGAGAGGAGCCAUGAGGGCAGGAGCACAACUGUCUGACAGUGACAGCGAUGAGACAAUAGUGGAGGGCUCGGUAACUGAGAGUGACCUCGAUGAGGAGGAGCUGCACGUGAAGAGGUUAUCUUCUAUUAAUAAAGAUGUAACCCAAAUAACUGAGGUCAUCUUUGCUGCUGAAACAGAAGAGAUAAACAGAGGUCUGGAACCUCUCUCUCCAGAGAUCCAAUGUGUUUCUAAAUUCAGUGAUUAUUUACAAAAGGUGUCUCAAGAGAUAGGCAACUCUGAACAAUCUCAGUCUCUUUUACAGGGUGAGAGAGAUUGCCCAGUGUUUACUACAACUGUUUCUCAGACUGGUCUUCAACUAAGUACUUCAGAAGAGAGAUGGCAAAAUGACUCUGGAGCUGUAGGCACUGAAGAGCCUGGAUUUUUGACAGAGCCUGAGAGAGAGAGAUUUAAUGAUGAAGACGAGUCUCCAGAAGAAAGCCUGCUCUCAGGUGCCAUUGCAAAGGAGACAUUCAUGGUUCCAAAGGAAUUGACACUGCAAAACAUAUUUCCAAGUGUUUUAAAAGAUUGUCAGAGUGCCAGCAUGAUGAUUAUUGAGCUUGAUGCCAAGGUUAAAGAUCAUUCUGUUAAUACAGAUACAGCUGUCUCAUCAGCACCCCCAGAGAAGAUUUCCAAGGAAGCGUUUACUGCACAAAGAAUAAUGGCUGAUGAAUUUGAAAUUCAAGAUUUGCUGAAACCACUCAGUGAAUCUGAGAGUCCAAAAAUGAUAAACUUUUUGCACGAUAUUCUAGAAUGUCAGGAUGAUGUUCUAUCUGUAGAUACUUUGGGUGAUGAGAAGAACAAUGCCCUCCCAGAAGAGCUUCUGACAGCACUGAAUUCUUUGUCAGAAUCUUUAGUACAACCUGUCUAUCAAUUAGCAGAGACGGAAAGAGAGCUUCGUGUUAUGGAAGAACACUUGAGAUCAGAACUCAGUAUUUCCCAGAGAGAUGACGAAUGCACGCAAAUAGCGGAUACCUUCGAGUCUUGGUUUUAUAUAGAGCAGCUGAAAGAAAGAAAAACGUUAACAGAGUCAAAGUUAUGGAAUAUAAAAGAUGAGCAGCUUGCAGGUGACCAGAAGAAAAAUGACAUAGUGAUUGCUGAUUAUCGGAAUGUCACCUCCUCUGACAGGGAAGCUAAUGAAGGGAAUUCAAGUUCAAAUAAGACUAUUCUAGGUGUAGAAACUACCAAAACAACUCCAUAUCCAUUAAGGAGAUCAGCACGAUUAAAAGAAAACUUCACUAAAAAGUAUGUAGAGGAAGCUUCCAGUUGUCAUAAAAUGCACACGGACACUCAGCAGAGGAUAUGUAGUAAUGAUACUUUAACAGGAAAUAAACAUUCAGGCCAAGAAAUUAAAAUGCAAGAAUCUGCUUCUAAGGACAGUGAAGACCAGUGUUCAGAGCUGGGAGACGGUAUGUGUAAAGGAUCAACUUUGGAUAUAAAUAACCAGGACAAACAGAUAAGGAGGAGCCAAAGAAUUGCAAAGAGAAUUGUUGAUUGUGACACCCAGGUCCCAUUCAGAUGCUGUCCCAACCAGUGUACCACCACCCGUCAUGUAGUUGUUGUGAAGGUUCUUCAUAUCCAGAUUCAGCUGAUAAUUUUCCUUUGUGCCCUAGGUUGGACUCCACUACAUGAAGCCAGAGCAACAGGUUUUUAUAAGAUAUCAAAUGAGCUUUUGAAAGCUGGUGCUAAUGUUAACUGUAAAAGAAGAGAACAAAUAACAACAAUACAAGAUGCAGUUAGAGAAGGCCAUUAUGAGGUGUUAUUGUUAUAUUUGGGCACCAGAAAGCAAAUUCUAAUCUGGAUUAAGGAACUGGAAGAGAACAAGAUUUUAGUGAUGGAACUCUCUAUUUCCCACAAAAAUAGCUACAAAUCAAGAGGCAUUGAGCCUAUUUUAGUCAAAUUUCAUGAUGCUUCUGGAUUACAGAGACAUGCAAAAAAGUUAAAUGCUCAGAGGAUAGAGGAUAGAAACCAGUACCAGUUGGGAGUAAAUUCAAAUGUCCCUGUUCAGCAUUCAGAUGUUAAUAAUGGUGAAACAGCAAAGAAAUGCUAUGUAAAACCAAGUAGUAGACAGAAUUCAGUUUCCAAUGCAAAAGUUCCUAGAAUGCUGAAUGAGAAAAAAUUAAAAGAUGCAAGACUCAUUCCAACAAAGAAAUCAGUAACUGGUUCAACAUGGACUCCAUAUAUUGAAAAGAGUAAAAAUAGCCAGAAAUUCAGUAAUCACGAGACAAAUCUGUCUCUUCUAGAUACAUCUAAAGGAAAACCUAGUACAAACCACAAAACCCAUGAUUCUAACUUUGAGUGUAACACUAGGUUCACAGUUGCUAAUUCUUCUUCCAAAAGAAUAACUGCAUCCUCUUUGCAUCAGAAUAGCAGUCCAGAGAAUGUUUGUGAAGUUUCAGAAAAAUCCAGCAUGCACCAACAGGCAGAAGUGCAACAAUGUCCUCACAUUAGCGGUAGUAUCAAUGCUCACCCCCUUUCAGAAGAAAAGGAAAAGGCUUAUAAAAAAAGCACAUCUUCAGUAACAAUAAAGGAACAGAGAAUGAGUUUACAGUACACUGCAUUGUCAGUCGCCGUAGAAGAAGUAUCUGCAGAGCAUUCUGAGACUGACUUAACAGAACCUGAUUCUCACUCGGUAUUUUCUAUGUGCAAAGAAGAUGGUGUGCCUCUUGUGAAAGCAAAGGAAUGUUUCAUGAAUCAUGAUAAUGAAGACCAUUGUCUUAAGCAUACUAAAGAGGACAGCAUGAUUGAAAAGAGUCUGGAUACAGCCAAAAGAAUACCCUCAGAACAAAUUAUUUAUUCUAACAACUGUAGCCAACAAAUUGAAUUUGAUACUGAUAGAGAAAGAAAUAAUGAGGAGGAACAAAGUUUAUAUUCCUCCUUGCCUCUAUCUGAACAUAUUUCUUCAGAGAGGAACCGGUUACAAUCAGGAAACCUAACGCCUUUUUCUGCACAGAAAGCUGUAAACCUUGCUGAAUCAGACUGUGCUUUCCUUUCUAAGCAGUAUAGUGUGAAUGAGAAACAAAAGAUCUAUAAACAUCUUUCCCAAGAUAUAAAUAACUGUUUUGGGCAAACACUUCAAAGAAAUACAGAAACACUUUCAGUACAUGAAAGUUUAGAGCCCACUAAUGGAGGUAGUGUUUUUGAAAUGCCUGACAAUUAUAGCAACAGUAUGCCAAGUCAUUUUGCUCAUCAAAUAGAUGAGGAGAUGGGGAUGGUGUUAGGCUCAAAAAUUAAUGCAGGAAGAUGUUACAUAGAGAAAACGGGAGUUGUAAAUAAUUCAGAGAGUAACCCAUCUACAGCUUUACAGCUAAAUGAGAAAGUAGUAAUGCAACUGAAAAGAAAAAGACAAGAUCUUCAGGGGAUCAAUCAAGAUACAGACUUGUGUUCCACUAGCAGUAUGGCCAAGAAUUCACUUCAUCCUUGUGAGCUAACUCAAGAAACACAGCAGGAAAUUUCCCAGAAAUCAGGUUGGACAGCAAUUCAUGAAGCUUCCAAGAAAGGAUUUACUGAGGUGAUUUUAGAGUUACUAAAAGCUGGUGCUGAUGUUAAUAGCAAAGGCCCAGAUGGAAUUUUGCCAAUACAUGAUGCUGUUUCUGGCAACUAUUUCAAGGCAGUCAGCAUUCUACUACAACAUGGAGCGAACCCUAAUGAGAAAGACAGUGAUGGGAACACUGCUUUGGAUAAAGCCUGUAGUGAUAAAAUGAAGGAACUGCUUAAAUCUUAUGGUGCUGCUGACACUGGCGUUGCUGAGAAAGUAACUGAGGUUACUGAUAUACCUCCUUCUAGAUCAAGAAGAUCACCACAGAGUUAUGAUUGCUGUAACAUGCCUGAUGAACCUUUGAUUUUGCACCGUGAUAAGGCUAGAGAGAAACAUGAUAUGCAUAAGUCCGUUAUUACUGUAUUACAAGAUAUAGAAGAGAAGCAGAAAAAACUGCUACUUUUUGAAUUAAGAACCCCCAAAGAUGCAGAAAUGUAUAUUCAGAGGCUGUCUCAGAUACAAGAUACGUUGAAUGGAAUGCUUGCAAAACAGAAAGCAGAAAGAGACAUGCUUGCUAAAAAAUACAGGGCUUCAGUGGAGUCUUUUAAACAAGGAGCACUGAGGGAACAACUUGUUCAACUUGCUUCUAGGCAAAAGAGUCUUUUGAUGGUUGCAAAAAAACAGAAGGAACUAGGCCAGAAAAUACAAAACUAUAGGAAUGCAAAGAAAACGUAUUCAGGAUGUUCAAAGAAACAAAUACCAAACUCAGUUCCUUCAACUGAAAAUGACGACAGAGAAUAUGUCACUCCUGAUAAAAGAGUGCAUCCUGAUGUAGUUACAGUUAGUAUGGGGCCUGAUGCCAGGUUGCUUAAUGGAAAUAGGUUGGAAGCACAUCUCUCUUUAGAAAGUAGAUUUUCAGCUCAGGAACACAGCCAGUAUCAGAACAGCUCCUUGGAUGAGGCAGGUGCAAAUGAAAGGGCAAUUAGAAGCAUGGUGGUUUCUGCUCAGGCUUUGGCAUCUGAAAACAUGGUGAGAGAAUGGACCUUUGAUAAGAUGUCAAAAUCAAAGUCUGCAGAUGCUAUGGAAAUGGUAACAUUGCUUUCAGAACCUGUUUGCCUUACUCAAAGAGAGUGCUCAGAGCAAAAAAAAAUUGAUUACACAGGAGUUGCAGUCCAAGGAAGCAAGUCUCCAAAUCCCAUUGCAGUAACCAGCAGAUUAAAUAUUUCAGAAGCCCAAAACAUCGUUGUCAAUAAUAAUAUCCAUCAGCCAACCACUGAUUGUCAACAGGUUCUGCCUGGUAAGCUGCAAAACUACACAAGUAGAAAUGAAGUUUCACAACAGCAACCAAGAGUGGUGUCAGAAUCCACAGAGAGUUCAUCUGUUGGUCUUCAGCAAAAUAAUAGGACCUCACCUAAUGCUAACUUGGAACCCACAAGUUUUGCACCAAAUAUAUUUUAUUCAGUAAACAUAAAUCAGAAUCCUUCUUCCCAGUUUUCUCAUCAUCAGGAGAAAGGGCAACAACUGAGCAACAGAAAAUGUAGAAGGAAGAAAUGUCAAUUGGUAGAUUUGCUUGAACUGGGAAAGAUCAAGCCAGGAGAAGAUGUUUUAGAGUUCACAUUACAGGACUUCAGUCAUAAGGCCACUCUUUUGCGAGAUGGCAGAAUCCAGACCAGUGGAAACAGAAUUCAUGGAAAUCCUGUUCAGUGGGUCAAAGCACUACUAGGAAACGAUAUUUCUGUGAGCUGGAAAUAUGCGUGGAAUAAGGUUGCAUACCUUGGGACAGAGCUGUCAAAAAUUCUGGUUGAAGAAGCAUCUGUUCCUAACAAACCAGAAGUAACAUCACAACUAAAAGAGCCUUCUGAACCUUCUAUUCAAUUUGAUUUGGUAGAAAAAUCCACAAAUUUUCUUCACUUCAGUGAGAUACUGUUAAUAAAUAAUGAAGAAUUUUUGCCAUGUCAUUUAAUGGAACAGUAUUGGAAGUUCUAUAUACAGUGUGAGGAUUUUGGAUUUUAAGAAUCCUCCUGGAGUUCAACAGAUUUUUUUUCAUCAUCAGAACUUUGAAUGUUUUAAAUUAGAUUGCCUUCAAAUCAAAUUUAUAUAAGCUAAUUUACCUGGUGGUAUGUAUGCAAAAGAUUUCUUGUGAAUACACAAGUGCUGAAUUCAUAUUUUGUAUAUUAAGAAAAUGUAGAGAUAGAGAAAAUACUUUUGUAAACUUAACACUCUCUAUGGGUUAUAGUCAAACCUUGUGUGAGUGCAACUACUUUGACUUGAGAGGCUUUGUACUUGUUAUGCUAAGGCUGAAGGUUACCCUGCACAUCCAACUAAAAAUAGUGAGUGUCAUUAUUUGUUCCUUACCUCAGAGCCAAUCUCCCUGAGUACAUACUACCAAAUAAAGAUUUGUGGAGUCACAUAAGCGGUUACAUUAAACAGAAAUUAAGACAUUCAAAAAUAGCUAGCUGAUUGCUUUCAUUUACCUAAGAUAGACACAUAUAAAUAUUUCAGAAGGUGUGUGUUUGAAAGUUAAAAGCAAAAUCUUAACCAUCUGACAUCCUUAAAUGUGGGGAUUUCUCUGAUUACCAGAUAUAUUAAUUUGAUCAGUGAAAGCACAACUGGAUGGCAAAAGUGCAAUGAUGUCACUUGCUGGUAAAAUAACUUUUCUGUUUAAAUCUUAGAGCAGCUUCAAAAUUUGCCUUAGCCUCCUGAGGCUUUAUGUUUGUUUUAAUUUCAAAAUUUGUGAGUCUGCCUCAGUAGCAUAAUUAUAGCAUGCUUGACUAUUAUGAGAGUGAUCUGCAUUAAGAUUGCAUUAUUGUUCUUUCGCUCUCUGGAUUACAAGAAAUAGAAGAGAAGCAGAAGUAACAUCUAAUUCUCUAUAGCCUAAGGACAGGGUAAGGUGACAGACAUGACAGCCUCUUCCAUUUGUUCAGUGUGACUAAUUGUUCUACAGAGGACUUGAUAGCUGCCAUAGUCAGAAGAAGGCUAUCGAGGCAUGAACUUGAGGAGUUCACUUGAUAAAUGUUAAUUCUGCACUCUGUCACACAGUAGCAAUCAUUGGUUAUAUGUUUUGAAUGGGUGAAAAAAAUGUAAACUGUCAUGAAGCCAAAAAAUUAAAGCCUGUUGAGUGAGAGUUAGUUAAUAAAGGUCAGUUUUCACAGCCAGCUGCUGAAAAAGGAAAACUGAAAGUCAAAUCAGUUUAAAAGAAAUGUUUAUGCAAACAUAAUUGUUCAUGUCUUGUUUGGGAGAAAAUAUGAGUGUUCCAGUUUUAAAAAUGACUUUUGAGAUCUGCUACUGUAUCCUUAUUUAUGGAUUUGUUUAGAGUUUUCUUUGUUAUAAGGUACUUAAUAGUGUGGUUAGUAUAUAAAAACAGUAAGGUCUUGACAUUGACACUUUGCAAUGUAAUUUUUCUACAAUGUAAUAUUCUCUAUUAUAGAAAAUAUAGUAAUAGUCUCUACUAUAGAAAAUACAAAUUUUCUAUAGUAAUAUAAUUGCACAUGAGCAAAACGUAAUAGGUGGUAUCAAACUCAUUAGACCAUAAACUGGUUCUUUAGCAAAAAUAAUUAAUAAACUUGUUUUUUAUUGA
This is a messenger RNA of Alligator mississippiensis (American alligator), 7183 nucleotides long. It is a transcript of the gene ANKRD31, whose product is annotated as ankyrin repeat domain 31. The transcript is spliced from 24 exons. The coding region runs from base 103 to 5619 and encodes 1838 amino acids. Gene Ontology annotation, molecular function: protein binding. The record is from RefSeq and is a predicted model, not a curated record. Lineage: Eukaryota; Metazoa; Chordata; Crocodylia; Alligatoridae.